Zootermopsis nevadensis is the source of this 7581-nucleotide messenger RNA. NCBI's taxonomy places the organism in Eukaryota, Metazoa, Arthropoda, Insecta, Blattodea, Termopsidae. The record is from RefSeq and is a predicted model, not a curated record.
UCUGAUAACGCCCUGGAGCGCAUCCAUCCAGACGUUUUCGCCAACAACAAGCAUCUGAAAAGGCUGAACCUGGACCAGAACUCCAUACAGACAGUUGACCCUUCCAGUUUUAAGGGCCUUCCUAUGCUGCGAAGUGUACGGUUGGACAGCAACAAGUUGACAGCAGUUCCUACUGAAGCAUUGACGCCCCUCAAAAUGUUGGAAAUACUAAACUUGGGGAACAACAUGCUAACGUCAAUUCCCGUCAACGCGAUCCCUGACCUCAGGAACCUGCUAAUCUUGUUGCUGAAGAGAAACCAAAUAUCCAUCAUAGACGAUGACGCAUUUAUGAACCUGACUUCAGUUAGAACCUUGGAACUUGAUGACAACCUCCUGACUCACAUUCCGGUGGCGCUAACGAAACUCACGUCGCUCCAAGACCUGUCGCUGUCCGGGAAUCGAAUUAAGUACAUCCCGAGUGGAAUUCUGCAGCAGUCUCCCGGCUUGACGUUGCUUGAACUUAAAGGGAACCCCUUGAUGGGCGUCCACCCGCACGCGUUUUCAUCUCUGCCCAAUCUGCGCAAACUAAUCCUAUCUGACGCGAGGGAGCUGGACGUGUUCCCGAGUCUGAACGGAACAGCAUCCCUCGAAGUCCUGAAGCUGGACCGCUCGAGUCUCAGCGCUGUGCCGUCAUCACUGUGCCACACGUGUCCCCGCCUCAAGAGUCUAGAUAUGAAAUCAAACAAGUUAACCAAAGUUCCAGAGCUGGGCAGCUGCAAGGAUCUGCGAGUGUUGGACCUUGCCAGUAAUCAAAUCGAUAGCCUGGAAGGAAAUCCAUUCAAGGGCCUCUCAUUACUGCAUGAUCUCCUGCUCUGUAACAAUGUUGUACGGACAGUGCCGAAAGAUGCUUUCCACGGUCUGCCUUCACUGCAGGUCUUGGAUCUGGAGAACAAUGGAAUUCAAAUGAUUCACCCUGAGGCAUUUUUACCUUUCACUCAGCUUGAAGACCUGAACUUGGGUAACAACUUAUUCCCGGUGCUGCCGCCACGUGGUCUUGACCGACUUCUGCACCUCAAGACGUUCAACAAUCCGAACUUGCGGGAUUUUCCUUCACCGGAACAUUUCCCUCGUAUCCAGAGUCUUGUGCUGUCUUACGCCUAUCACUGCUGUGCCUUCCUCCCGCUCGUACCAGGAGACCAUCCUGCACGUGCGAACCUUCAGGAGGCCGUGCUCUUCCCCGGGAAUAAUCAGUUCGAUAUGUCCCUCUGGAAUAACAGCCUCACUGACAUCUGGCCUCAGCUGCAAAACCUGAGUCAAAAGUUCGGGACCCAAAUUAAUAGCAUGUGGGAUGAUUUUGGGUCUGACUUUACGUACCCAGGGAACUUGCCGGCCUACAUCGAGGAAUACUUCGAGGACCAGGAGAACGCGAAGGUGGCGGGAACCGACGCCCCGCCCGGAAAAAUCGCCUGCCUGCCUCUACCAGGUCCGUUCCUGCCGUGUCACGAUCUGUUUGAUUGGUGGACGCUGCGAUGCGGGGUCUGGGUCGUCUUCCUCCUCGCCAUGUUGGGCAACGGCACCGUCGUCUUCGUACUCAUCUUCUCGCGAAGCAAGAUGGACGUUCCUCGAUUCCUCGUCUGCAACCUCGCGGCCGCUGACUUCUUCAUGGGCGUCUACUUGGGAUUCCUCGCCGUGGUCGAUGCGUCCACGCUGGGAGAAUUCCGGAUGUACGCCAUCCCGUGGCAGAUGUCCGUGGGCUGCCAGUUGGCCGGCUUCCUGGGAGUGUUGAGCUCGGAGCUGUCGGUGUACACUCUGGCCGUCAUCACCCUGGAACGCAACUACGCCAUCACCCACGCAAUGCACCUCAACAAACGUCUCUCCCUCAAACACGCGGGCUAUAUUAUGGCCUGCGGUUGGAGUUUCGCCGUUGUCAUGGCUUUACUCCCGCUCUUUGGCAUUUCUGACUAUCGGAAAUUCGCCAUUUGCCUCCCUUUCGAGACGACAACGGGUCCUGCCAGCCUCGUCUACGUCGUGUUCCUCAUGUUUAUUAACGGUGUAGCGUUUCUCAUUCUGAUGGGAUGUUACCUCAAGAUGUAUUGCGCAAUUCGAGGUUCCCAGGCUUGGAACUCAAAUGAUUCGAGAAUAGCGAAAAGAAUGGCCCUCCUAGUCUUCACAGACUUCAUCUGUUGGUCUCCGAUAGCGUUCUUCUCUCUCACGGCAGCAUUUGGCCUGCAGCUUAUAUCCCUAGAACAGGCGAAAGUAUUCACGGUCUUCAUACUGCCUCUUAAUUCGUGCUGUAAUCCGUUUCUUUACGCGAUCCUCACGAAACAAUUCAAGAAAGAUUGCGUCCUGAUCUGCAAAGCCAUAGAAGAGUCGCGGGUGACGAGAGGUAUAGGAAGAUGUCGUCAUAGUUCGAACUUUAGCAACCGCCAGACGCCGGCAAAUACCAACAGUCUGGUGGACAGAUCAUCUCGGGAGCAGCAACACGGCCACCCGCACAACGCGCAGACUUGUACGUGCAGCACGAAACUGUUGAAUGACGGGAACGCGGCAGCCGCGACCAGGAACCGCCGACAACAAGGCGUGUCUCCGCGUCAGUGGCUGCUGCUGUGUCUCAACAGGGACAGAGAAAGUCGCCACAGACCUCGCUCGGACCAGUACGCGUACCAGAUCGCCGAGAUUCAGCAGAAACAGCACAAAAGAGCUUCUUCGGUGUCGUCGAGCGAGAAUUUUAGCUCUUCGAGGUCGGACUCGUGGCGUCAGAAUCAUCAUCACUGCGGUAUACCUCUUCGCCUGCUCGAUCCUAAGCGAAGGGGAUCUUCGUGGCUCGUCACCAGAAAAACUUCUCAAGACUCAAACCUUUCGAGUUCGAGGAAUGAUUCCUCGGGUUCUGCGACGACUGCGAGUACCAGCACGUGGAGAAUGUCGCGCUCGAGUGCCUCCAGUGAUAUUCGGACGACGGUAGUGUCAGUUCCUCCGGAAAGUAGCGGUUCCAGGACUCGCUCUAAGCCGCGUCUCACGAGGCAAAGCGCCAUCGUCCAAGAUGACUCCGACCCGCCCGGUUCUCCGGGGCGACUUACCGUCAGGUUCCUGACUACGAUACCAUCAGCCGCCGAGACGAGCGUUCAACAGGAUGAGGAACCGGGGAGUCCUGGUGGUUGCACAGCUGCUCUUCUGCAUACAAACGAGCUCUCUAACCACUCUCAGCCGUAUUACGCGAUCCUCCACGCCACGGCUUCCCAAGGCGACACCCCGUCCCUCCAACAAAUCACGAUACACACGAGUCCACACACUACGUUAGAUACGGGACCCUCGCGAUUUCCGUCUCGUGUACCCCCGUCCCCACCUCAAUUACCUUUCCUGUCCUCCGGACUUCGUCAGCAACCCGUCACAUCUCAGAGUUCGCCACAGCUAAGCUCUCUAGCGUCGGAAGUCCCACCCAGCAGCGUCGAGGACCAAACUAGUCAUCCCCCGUCACCCGCUGUUUCAACCCCCCCAAGACAACAAACCCCUUCGCCGACUCAGCGAAAAACAAGUCACGACGACAAUACGUGAUCUUGUAAGUCGACUCUAUGAGGAUCGCGAGUCGUCUCCCGGAUUUUGCGUGGGGAUCACGCUGCCUUCACCUCACGGUCGGAGAGUGGAUUAAGGCAGUGGAAAUUAAGGUGGUUUACGUUUUCAGCAGAUCCUGAAUCCGUUAAUAAAGACGCUAGUAAUGACGAUGAUCUUGGCUGAAAUGAUUAAAUCGAGUUUAAUUUACUAAUACUCGACGUCGGUAUUAAAAUUCUGAUUUGGUUUGAAUCUUGGCGUUGUCUGACGUGUUGCAGAUUAUAUUCGAUGAACGAAGUCCGCGUCAAAGUGUCUGUAGAAAUUUUAUGAUUCCGUCUGCCUCCGGUUCCAUCGUCGUAACCGGAUAUGACUUAAUUCACGAGUUACAGCUGUCAUCCUGCUAGCAGCGCGCGGUCGAAUGUCCGUCGCGUGUUCGAGAGAGGUUCAAGAAAAUGUUCUCUGUCGUCGUUAACGAAAAGCAGAAUUGAUUUUCGUCUUCUGGUGUCUGUGAGCACCGCAUUUACGAUAUCUUACUUCUCUACGCGUUAAAAAUUUUGAAAAAAAAAGUUACUUAUUAAAAAAAAUCGACCGUUGUUGAGAGAUGUACAAUUUACGUUAAAAGCAGAAUUUUUUUAUAAAAAGGCCCUUUGUUACUCGGAGACACUUUUUAAAAGACGCUCCAGCUAAAAAAAACUGCUGCUUUCGUAACGCAAAUAUUUUAUACCGUAAUAUUUGAAGAGUCAGGGCGGUCGAUAUCGUAAAUAUUUUAAAAGUCUGUAAAAUUUAAAAAAAAAAUAGCCGUUAGUGUUAAUUCUACUAUUUAUUAUCUCGUAUUAUACGAAUGUUUGUAAGAUUUGCUAAGAUUUGCCGAGUAGACAAAUAUCGAGAGAGAGAGAAAUGUCUAAAGAGUAUUUUCUCUGUGAUUUGUAGCGUAUUUCAUAAAACCCGCUGUCGCUGUCAACAUAAAAAUUGUUCUGUGAUAAUAUAUUUAGCUUUUAAAUUUUUAAUACAAAAUAUAGUUACCAAAUUUGUAAAAUAUUAAAUAUUAUAUCUGAUAUAGCAUUUAUUUUUCUUUAUAUAUUACGGCGGCACGACUGAGGAAAUGUAAUUUCUUCAUUUCGAAAAUAUUCUUUACUAAAUAGUACCACGUGGAUUAUAGCGUAAUAAUAUGUGAUGCAAAUAUGAGAUUUAAAUAUUCGACUAUCAGUCUGUCUUGUCGGAAAGUUGAAUUAAACGCGGUCACAUGCGUGGAAUGUGACAGAAUGUGAUUGUACAUCUCCUUCAGCAUUUAGGAUGGAGUUGGUUUGUUCAAAAUAAAAAAAUACGUAACUUUCUCCUUCAUUUCGGAAAAAUUUCUUGUGUUUGAGACUUUUAGAGAAUAUUAACACGAAAUUUCAAAGAUGAUCAUUAAUUUCUGCUGUGAUUUUCGAAGUAUUACUUACCCAAGUUUCCUUUUUUUAAAAAAAACACCAAACUUGCCAACCCCUGUAUAACAUUCUCUCUACGCGUCGGAAUAUAGCGAUGAUGAAAUAAUAUUUUGUCCAAUAGAGAGCGUGCGUUGUUCCACGACUCUGAAACAUUCGAUUAAGAACACGAAACAGAGCCGAUAAAGUUCUGAUUAUUUAUGUGGCAGAGGAUCGCUCGCUAGAAUAUAUUUAACGAUGCUGUAUGUUGCUGAAGUCUGUUCUCAGGGAAACAAAACUUGUAUAUAUCUGAGAGGGAAGUUUUAACUUCCGGUUUCACCUUUACAUGUUAAAUUAUGUUGCCGUUAAUAAACUUCUAAGACGUGAUGAAGCUAUUUUGCGAGUCUUGAAGUAAUUUUAAAGCAUUUAAUUCCUUGUAGCGUAAGAAAUAGCAGAACUUUUAUUUGUGACGUCAGAAUGUCGUCGAUACAAAAUAACAGUGGAAGUCUAUGUCAUAAUAAAUUGAAGUUAGAAAGAAAAUUUAUUGAAUUCGGCUGCCAAGAAGGUCGUUAGAAUUAAAAUUUAAAGGAAAGAGUACCCUGGUAUGACCCAGAACAAGAUGGGUCAGUCACGUACUAGAAGACGUCUGGAAGAGAUUGAAGAACUGGCGAGAAAUUUAAAAAGUUACGUUCUGGAAGAUGUAAGAAAUUGAAGAUUUUUAUUUGUCGACCAAAAGAAAACAUUUUUAUUAUUAUUGUUGUUAUUAUUGAUAUUUUGUAGAAACUCGAAAAUUUUAUGGUGAAGCAGGUGAUUUCCAUUUGCUGCGCGGACCACGUAUUAACCGUAAUAAUUUUUGUUGGUACACCUGCAGACAGGGGUCUCAGGUCUUGAAAAAAAACAGUGAUCUGCUGCACAGAUUUUAUCUAGAGAGAAAGGGAAAAUAAAAUAUAAUUCUGAUAUUCCAUUAUUUGCCGAUCGACCCUCAUGAAAGAAAAUCUUGUCUUCGGUGCUUACUGAAGACAUUUAAAUAAUAAAAAACUUCAGAUGAGAAUAUAACGGAGAGUAUUGAAUUGGAAAGGAUGUGGAAGGAAGCAGUCAUGGCCUCUUUUAAGGUACAAUCCCAGCAUUUGCCUGGAGGGACUGAGGAAAACCACGAAGAGCCUCGGUCAGGGUAUCCAGUCUAUGGGUCAAGGUUUGAGACCCCGGACCUCCCGAAUAUGAAGCAUUCGAUCGGAGCCUUAUUUAAAAUAAACUAUCUUCUGCUAACACCGUUUCGUAGUAGUAACUGUCAGAAUAUGGUAAUUUUAUUUUUAAUACAGUCCUGAAGAUAUCUGAAUCGUCAAAUUUCUUCCGGCCGAAACAUUUGUUGUAUGUUUAUUAAUAUAAAAACUCUAAAACAUGUAUUUGUCAAAAUUUUCGUAACAGUUUAUUUCAGUUGAAUGUUUACGCCACAUAACAUAUUCACCCAGGAAAUGACUUAAAAUUGCGCUAUAAUAUAAAUGCCAUGACAGUAUACGUACAGAGCACAGCUGAUUUUAUUUUUUUCUGAUUAUAAACAAAUUUUUAAAAUUCAGCUGCAGUGUAAUCUUGUAGGUGGUUAACCAAUAUUGUGGAGGAAUGUAUCUCUUCCAUCUUUCAUCUCUACUGUGAAGAUGUAUGCAGCAUGUUCUUUCGAAACUUUGCUAACCACCUAUACUACUACAUCUCGUCAUAACUCAGAAGACCAGAGUCCAUAUUUUUACUGUGGUAAAAACUUAAAAAUCUGAGUUCAGGAGCGGAUAUGCUGAUGUUUAAUUCUGCUCGUAAUAUUUCGUGACUCCAAUACAGUAAUUAAUAAAAUUCUUUAAAAAUGGACUAGCAGAGUGGAAUUAUCAACUCGAUCAGAACACCAUUUCCUAACCGUAAAAAUUAAAUUAUAAUUCUGUGUAAAUAGGGGGGGGGGAGUUUGAAGUUCUAUUGUAUUUAAUUAACACUGGAACGCCACUGAUAUUUUUAUACUUGUUCUAAAGUGACACAUUUUUUGAUAAACGGAAUAUAAUCCCUAAGAUUAGUCAGUAUCAGAUACUAAAAACAAUUUUUUUUUUCCCGUAAUUUUAAUGCGUAGAGAGAGAGGAGAUGAAUCGGUUCUCAGUUCUGAUGCAGGGAAAAGAUUUCGUACUUUACCGAAAAUCUUUUCUCCUGUUGUUACUGUUAAUUAAAUUUUAAGAGUGGUGCACUUAGACUUGGCUGUGAAGCUUAAUGUGCCAGAGAUAUUAGACUUUGGUAGGUUGGUAACAUUUUUAUGAUAAACCGAUGAAUAUUCUUUGACAUUUUCCUUCUAAUUCCAUAAAUUUAUUUAAAAACAUGCAAUGUUUCAGAAGCAAAUGUACAGACACUGAACUGUUUGAUCCAUUGGAUAAAUCUUAUCUUAAUAUCCACGCCAAUCCAUGGAUUGAGAUUGGUUUUUAUCAGAUGGAUCCUUACGUUAGGAUUUAUACUCUCGUCUGAUAAUGGACGUAAAGUCAGCUUACAAAAUUUUGCAUGUUUCUAAAUGAUAUAUGAAGGAAAAUGUCUGACGAUAUGAACCAGUUUAAUGACGCACUGUCAGCAGAAAAUUUAGACUAAUUGUUACGGUACUUUUUUUAUAAAAUGUUCAUAUAAUACUGAUAAUUUU